CUCCACAGUCCCUUGCGCAUUUAUCGAAGCUUUCCAACAACUUUUUGUCAUUGUCGUGCAGCGAGCCCGCCACCCGCAAAGAUAGCCAAGCAACUCUAGCUGCAGUGUUCCAACUUGCUUGUUCUUACGCGGUCCUGAUCCGGUCGAACUACGCCUGAAGCCCCCUUCUCCAGUUCCCUCCCCAGCGCAUCCGAAGCGCCCUCUGUUAUCGACAGCCCUGUCCCGAGGAAAAUAAAAAAAAUAUUCCCGGCCGAGAACGGACUCAUACCGAGCACACGAUGCCCUCCACGAGACUGAGCACAACCCUCGGCAGGGUGGCCACCAGCGCAUGCCGACAAGCCCGUCAGCUCCCACGACAGACCCGAAGCAUCCACAGCUCGACGAUUCCCACAAGACCUGCGCCGCUCGCUCCCAGACAGAUCCAGUGGACCUCGGCGCGUAGCUUUUCCAUCUCGGCUGUCAAGCCGCACGGCCACAUUACCCCUCCCAAACCCGGCGAAGAGUUGUGGGUGACUUUCGUCGACAAGGACGGUGACGAACACAAGAUUGCAGUCAGCGAAGGGGACAACCUGCUCGAUGUCGCGCAAGACAACGACCUGGAAAUGGAGGGUGCCUGCGGAGGCUCUUGUGCGUGUUCAACGUGCCACAUCAUCGUCGCCGAUGAGGAAUACUACGACAAGAUGCCCGAGCCCGAAGACGACGAGAACGACAUGCUCGACUUGGCCUUCGGCUUGACCGAGACAAGCCGGCUCGGUUGCCAGGUCACGAUGAAGAAGGAGCUGGACGGCCUCAGGGUGAAGCUGCCCUCGAUGACGCGGAAUCUGCAGGCCAGCGACUUCAGUUAAACGCGGGAUCCUCCCACCAACUCGGCGUUGGAAGCAGCGUUUUGACACAUUAUUUAAUCAUCUGUACUAUACUAUACAUACUUUUUUACAUGUCGGAAGA
Molecule: messenger RNA, 945 nt
Organism: Colletotrichum destructivum
Lineage: Eukaryota; Fungi; Ascomycota; Sordariomycetes; Glomerellales; Glomerellaceae
Product: Putative 2Fe-2S ferredoxin-type iron-sulfur binding domain, adrenodoxin
Exons: 3
Coding region: 279-845 (188 amino acids)
Biological process (GO): P450-containing electron transport chain; positive regulation of oxidoreductase activity
Cellular component (GO): mitochondrion
Molecular function (GO): 2 iron, 2 sulfur cluster binding
Source: RefSeq, a predicted model, not a curated record